Penicillium antarcticum is the source of this 510-nucleotide messenger RNA. RefSeq lists its product as uncharacterized. NCBI's taxonomy places the organism in Eukaryota, Fungi, Ascomycota, Eurotiomycetes, Eurotiales, Aspergillaceae. The transcript is spliced from 2 exons. The record is from RefSeq and is a predicted model, not a curated record. The coding region runs from base 1 to 510 and encodes 169 amino acids.
AUGGCCCCUGCUACUAAACUCACUGCCGACAAUGGCCCCUUCUCCGCUCUCAGCGCCACUGAGAUGAAGCUCCUCGCCCUCGGUAACGUAUUCCACACUAACGGCACUCCCAACUACGACGAUAUGGCUAAGUGGACUGGCCUGAAGGCAUCCUCUGCCGGGACUCUCCACCGCGGUGCCAAGCGCAAGCUUGCUCGUGCCCUGGGCAUCGCCGACACCCCUAACCCCUCGCCCACCAAGGCUGGCCCGGCUCGAAAGCGGGCCAAGAAGCCGACCGCUAAGACCGCCAAGAGUGAGGUGAAUGAUGAGAAGGCUGUCGAGGAAUCCGCUGUCCCCAUCAAGGAGGAGCCCGCCGAGGCGUUUGACACUGAUGACUCUGCCUACUCGCGCGACCUGCAGUAUACCAUUGAGAACGCACACAAGGCUGCUCAGGCUAUCAACGAGGCCGUUGCCGCCGAAGCUGUUGCCGCAGCUGCAGCUGCCGCCGAAUCUCGCAUUGAGGACGAGUAG